AAAAAAAAAAAAAAAUCAAAAAUUAUUACAGACAAGUUUAUGCUUAUUGGUCCUAUAAAACAUCAUUGGACGGUUGAUGAUUAUUUUUGAAUUUUUAGUCUAAAAACUCCAGCAAUGUCUAAUCACAAAAUCUCUUUACUAAAGAAAGAAAAACUACUAUCCAACAUCAUAACUAAAUCAACUAACACAAUAGGUCUUGGAUGUAACGAUAUUGAAUUCAGUGCAUUCUCUGGAUACAAGGAGCAAAAAUAAAUUACAAAUGUUCAACACUCAUUAACCAAAGCACGCACCUUUGAUAAUAUGGGUAAAAACCAUGGAAAAUAUGACAUGGACCGUAUUGGUUUGUUUUCAGAGAUGCCAUAUAUGAUUGGUGACAAAUAUCAACAACCUAUUAUGAAAGACAAUGUACGAGAUUUGAAAAAGUCUCAGAUGUAUCCAGGUAUUUUAAAAACUAAAACAGGCCUUCAAGAUGCCUAUUUUGAUCCAAAAUUUAAGAGGUUGUUUGAAAAUGAAAAGUGGCAACCACAAUCAGGAAUGUCUAAUAAUAAUAAUGGAAAAAAGGAAACAAAAAUUAGUACACAGCCCUUUAUACCUUCAGGUCCUGCAAAACACCAUUCAACUGCUGGUGAUUAUUUCGGAACAUUUGGUCCUAAACUCCCAGCAAUGUCUAAUGAAAAAAAUCCUUCACCAAAGAAAGAAAAAUUGCCACCAAACAUGAUAACUAAACCAACUAACACAAGAGGACCGGGAUAUGCUGAUAUUGGAUUUAGUCCAUUCCCUGAAUACAAGUCAAGUCCAUAUAACGACGUGAAAGAACAUAAUAAAAAAGAUAAGUUGAACAAAACUUCACCAUUUUUAAUGGGUGGUCCAGGACAAUUCUUUGAAAAAAAUCCUUAUUUUAAUAAUGACCAAAAGCCAACGUACAAUAUGAUUUCAAAAACCAAUUUUAAAGGUACACCAUUUGUACCAUCUUCAACAAUAAAAAAUUUUGGAAAUGGUUUUGAGAAGUGGCCCAGUCAUUCCAAUGAUCGUUACAUCGAUCCGUUUAGAAUAGGAUUUAAGGACAAAAAAGACAAAAAAAAUGAUAAUUCAAUUAUCACAUUCUAUCCACAAACUAGAAACAAAUCGUUGUACACUACAUCUACUAUUCAGCGGAAAUUAAAAAUUGCAAUGAACAAUCAUAAUUGGCGUACAUACGAUACUAUUACAUACCCUAUAGAAACAAUUAAAAAAUAAUUAGCAAUUUUCAGAUAAAAUUAUAAGUUAUUUAUUUUAAGCUAUAAAUCAUUUAAUACUUGACUGUUUCAACUAGUAUGGAUAUUAUUAUGGAUAUUUUAGAGGGUAUUAAAUCAAGAAAAAAUAAUAAAAUAAAUAUAAAAGUAAAUAAGUUGCGCCAUCUAGUAGCGAAAUUAAAAAGUACGAUGUAUUUAAGACUCCACUACGUUUCCACAACAGUUAAAUCUUAUACAUUUUUACUUUAUACUAACUAACGCAACCGAAAAUGGAAAAAUUGUAAAAUACUUUGUUCAGGCAAUUUUUUUUUCAAUAUUAAUUAGAUUGGAAAAU
Aphis gossypii (cotton aphid) is the source of this 1566-nucleotide messenger RNA. Its product is annotated as UPF0602 protein C4orf47 homolog. The record is from RefSeq and is a predicted model, not a curated record. The transcript has 8 exons. Bases 301 to 1236 code for a protein of 311 amino acids. Gene Ontology annotation, cellular component: centrosome. Lineage: Eukaryota; Metazoa; Arthropoda; Insecta; Hemiptera; Aphididae.